GUAUUUUGAAAUAUGUGAUAUGAUAAAACGCAUUUGAGCAAACUAUGUAUGCUAUCCCCGCGUGUAAUGACAGCAUUAAUUGAACUGAGAAUUAAGUUGUUUUUUUUUUUAACAAUGUAGCGCGUGCUAGUAAUGAGCUGAGUUCAAGAGAUUUUUAGCAAACAUAAUGAUACACAGAAACGGAAUGUAUUUUAAAAAGUACAACGUUCUCUUUUCUUUGUAACGACUAAUGAUAGACUGCUUUUAACCAAAUAUUUGUCAGCAAAGGACUGCGGUUCUACUGUUUUAAGAACAUGAUUUAAAAGCCAUGAACCAGAUCAUCUUUCAACAUGAUAAUGUGCUAUCAGAUGUUCACAUGUUUCUGCCUAAUGCCUGCCACCUAAUGACACGCCUCAACAAUGUUGGACAGCCUGUUUUCAUCUCCCAUUUCAAGAUUGUGUCGGAAGCUGGAAAGCUGGAGAGCAAUGAUGAGGGCACAAGGGAAAACAGUGACAAUGAAAGGCUCAUUCUCGCACAAAACGGCAAAGAGGAAGGGAGCGAAAGAAAUGUAGAACCAGCCUUGGAUGAGGAUGGAGAUCUCAACGUCACACAUCGACCUAGGAGUAAUCCUGCAGGAGAUUGCAGCAGGGAAGUGAUCUGCCCUGUCAUUCUCAAACAAUCACAUUACUCAUCACUACAAAACGAGGAAAAUACAGAUGAGGCAGAUGAAUGCUUGACCAACACUGUACAGAUAGAGCAUACGAUGGCAACACCCCUGGAGGAUGUUGGCAAACAGGUUUGGAGAGGAGCACUACUCUUGUCUGACUUCAUCCUGUCUCAGCCACUCAUGUUCAAAGGGGCAACAGUUGUGGAGUUAGGAGGUGGUGGGGGUUUAACCAGCAUAAUCAUGGCCACUUUAGCCAAACGAGUGUACUGCACAGAUGUUGGAGAGGACCUUUUAAACAUGUGUCAGAGAAAUGUAACUUUAAAUCGACAAAUGAUUGAGCUUGCAGGUGGUGAAGUGAGAGUGAGACAGUUGGAUUGGCUCCAAUCUGACUUUUGCAAAGAUACCGUUGUGGAACUUAACUGGACAGAGGAGGAAGUAGCUGAUAUUCAUGAUAAUGCUAGCUUCAUCAUUGCUGCUGAUGUUUGCUAUGAUGAUGAGCUGACAGAUGCCUUCUUUCGAACACUAUACCGACUGUGCAAUAACUUUGCUCAUGCCUGCACCAUCUUUAUUUCCAUUGAAAAAAGAUUCAACUUCACCCUGCGACAAAUGGAUGUUUCCUGCGACGCGUACAACCAUUUCAAGCAGUGCCUGUCCCAGCUCAAGGACCUGGUGGAUGGACAAUGCAGCUACACAGUAGAACAAGUCCCUUGCACCUUCCAACAGUUUCUUCAGUAUGAACGCAUAGAUCAUCUGGUAGGAAAUCUGGUAAGCCUGACUGCUUGGCCAACACUGGCUGGCCGACGAAUUGAACCAUUUUACGAAGCGGUGGGAACAACUAAACCAUUAACACUGCUUUCACACGGCAGAAUGAGCGCACUACAUCUUUUUUCCCCCCAAGGUACAGUAUUUGUUUUGUCCUGUACUAACUGCAAGAUGGUACUGUAGGUGACUACUAACUCAAAUAACUGAAUAUUUUAAUUUGAUAUUCAGGACAUAAAACAUUUUGCAAAUGCAAUUUUCCAAACUUUUUGAUUUUAUGUUUCCAUUGCUUAGCAUAGUGAGCUAGUGGUUAGGACGGCUGGCUCACAAUCCUGAGGUUUCGGGUUCACCUGGCUUUCCUGUGUGGAAGUUGUAUUUUCACCCCAUGCCCGCAUGCUGCUUGAAUGAUUUUUUUUUUUCAUGUUUGUGUCUUUCUCGCACAUUUGCGAAAAAAAACAUGCAUUUUAAAAUUCAUUGAAGACUAACUUGUUCAUGGGUUUGCAUGACAGUGUAAAUGGUUGUUUGUCUAUGUGCCCUGCAAUUGGCUGGUGAUGAGUCCAGUGUGCACGCCUUUCACCCAAACUCAGCUGGGAUAGGCUCCAGGCAACCUCAAUCCCAAAUGAGGAUAAGCGGUAAAGAAAAAAGAUGAAUAAAUGGCUGGAUUGAUGUUUACGUUGACGAAGUUGUACAAUCAUUGUAUUCUCUCUUCAAUAUUAUUCUGACCACCCUGUUAUAGCAGAGGUUUUAUGAUUUGAUCCAGCCCAGUGCUGAUAUUUUUGAAUAGACUCCCAUUAUUUUUCUGUUUUAC
Syngnathoides biaculeatus (alligator pipefish) is the source of this 2213-nucleotide messenger RNA. It is a transcript of the gene mettl22, whose product is annotated as methyltransferase 22, Kin17 lysine. The coding region runs from base 308 to 1591 and encodes 427 amino acids. The record is from RefSeq and is a predicted model, not a curated record. The transcript has 12 exons. NCBI's taxonomy places the organism in Eukaryota, Metazoa, Chordata, Actinopteri, Syngnathiformes, Syngnathidae. Gene Ontology annotation, cellular component: nucleus. Gene Ontology annotation, molecular function: protein methyltransferase activity. Gene Ontology annotation, biological process: protein methylation.